Pogonomyrmex barbatus (red harvester ant) is the source of this 2900-nucleotide messenger RNA. RefSeq names its product dihydrolipoyllysine-residue succinyltransferase component of 2-oxoglutarate dehydrogenase complex, mitochondrial. Gene Ontology annotation, biological process: tricarboxylic acid cycle. Gene Ontology annotation, cellular component: mitochondrion; oxoglutarate dehydrogenase complex. NCBI's taxonomy places the organism in Eukaryota, Metazoa, Arthropoda, Insecta, Hymenoptera, Formicidae. The record is from RefSeq and is a predicted model, not a curated record. Gene Ontology annotation, molecular function: dihydrolipoyllysine-residue succinyltransferase activity.
CAAAUAUUUUUAGUUUUUAUACACAAAAUAAUGUAGUCCGAAUAUGUAAGAGAUAUACGAAAUUUUCUUUUACAAUAUCCUUCAAACGUUAGACUCCAUCUCACAUGGUGGAAAAAUAAAACACUAGUGCAGUCCGUUCUUAACAGAUGUCGCUCAUCCGAUCAUAACCCCUCAUCUCUCAGAAUCUACCCACUUCCGAGUUCCGAGCCCUGUCGGUCUCCGCCGCGAGAAAUCGUGCGCGCGUGCCAUCGUUCCUAUCUGCCGCUGCCUGCUGUUCGUGAACGGACGUUCGAGUGCGAGUGUACAGUUCAUCUGUCCGAGGGAUGGCCGCGAUGCUGUCCAAUUGUUCGCGGCUUGUGCCACGCGUGAUCACGCGGAGUAGCGUGUUGCGGGCCGAGGUUGCGAGAUCGUUGUAUAGUCAAGGACGUACUGUAGUUAUCCAUGCUGAGCAUGUAGCCAAUACCAAAUCUCUGUUAUGCAAAAAGUACAAGGCAAACCAUUUUUGGCUAAAUCAAGCAAGACAUAUACGUUCAACUUCAGCACUAUGGGAGAUCAGGGAAGUUGUAGUUCCCCCAUUUGCCGAAAGUGUGAGUGAGGGCGAUGUGAGGUGGGAAAAGAAAGUUGGCGAUCAGGUGAAGGAAGACGAUGUCCUUUGCGAGAUCGAAACGGACAAGACUUCGGUUCCUGUGCCGGCGCCUGGAUCCGGCGUCAUAAAGGAGCUUUUCGUUAAGGAUGGCGAUACCGUGAAACCGGGACAAAAAUUAUGCACCAUUGAUAUUGGUGCAAUCGCUGCAGCUGCCCCAGAAAAAGAGCCACCUGCAGCACCUGCGGAAGCGCCACCACCAACACCAACCGCACCACCACCUCCGCGUGCAGCUCCAUCACCACCGCCGCCGCCGCCGCCACGACCUACGACACCAUCAAUUCCUCCAAGCACUCAACCACCACCUCAGCAGGCUCCUACCGUGUCGAUGCCUGUAGCGGCCAUUAAACACGCCCAGUCACUAGAAGGCGCAAAAGUACAGCUACCUCCCGCCGAUUAUACACGUGAGAUAAUCGGCACUAGGACAGAGCAACGAGUGAAAAUGAACAGAAUGCGCUUGCGUAUCGCGGAACGAUUGAAGGACGCACAGAACACGAAUGCUAUGUUAACCACAUUCAAUGAAAUUGAUAUGAGUCGCAUUAUUGAGUUCCGAAAGAUGCAUCAAGAAUCGUUCAUGAAAAAGUAUGGCAUCAAACUUGGUUUCAUGAGUCCGUUUGUCGCGGCUAGUGCCUAUGCUUUAAAAGACCAACCUGUGGUGAACGCCGUGAUAGACGGCACCGACAUAGUAUAUAGAGAUUACGUAGAUAUUAGCGUGGCCGUCGCGACACCAAAGGGACUUGUUGUGCCGGUACUUCGCAGCGUAGAGAACAAAAACUUUGCCGAGAUUGAAAUUGCCCUGGCCGCUUUAAGCGAGAAGGCAAGAAAAGGAAAGAUCACAGUUGAGGACAUGGACGGUGGUACCUUCACGAUAAGCAAUGGUGGUGUUUUCGGCUCGAUGUUGGGAACUCCCAUCAUUAAUCCACCGCAGAGCGCGAUUCUCGGUAUGCACGGUGUUUUCGACAGACCGAUUGCCGUUAAGGGAGAGGUUGUCAUUCGACCAAUGAUGUACGUGGCUCUAACGUACGAUCAUCGGCUGAUCGACGGACGCGAGGCUGUGAUGUUCCUGAGGAAGAUCAAAGCCGCUGUGGAAGAUCCUAGGAUUAUCUUGGCUGGCCUUUAAUAACUUGAGACAUGCUUAUCACGCGCGUUAAUGCGUGUGUUAACGAUACGUACGAUCACUGUGGAUAAAUAAGAGCGCGACAGAGAGUCUGGAAACUCGACCGAGAGUCUUCCCGCUCCGGAAAUCUAUAAUCAUUGAAACGUUUCGUAAGAAACAUUUGUUGAUACUUUGUUUCGAACGCCGUCAAUCUCCAAAUCGCACGUGGAAUGACGCGACAAGUGCAGUCACAAUAAGCACACGAACUAGUCCUAUUUAUUAUCUCGAAUUGCAGCGAAAAGUGUAUUUUAUUUUACACCUCAGUUAAUACAUUGUAGAACCGACGUAAUUUUUUUUUUAUUGAAAUUUUUUCACUACAGAUGACAAUUAGCCGGACCGAUAGUCGCGUUCUCAUGAACAUUUGUAUUUUCCGUUUUCUCUGUUCACGCUCAAUCAAUGUCGAGGGCGAGGCACAGAGAGAAGCUAGAGAUCGAGAAAAGCUAGAAGGUACUUACUUUAAGUACUCUAGAUGUAGAUCCACAAGCUAAAAUAAAAUCUCACCAAUCUAAGUCUCUUUAGCGUUGUUGAAUUGUGCGUCACUGUAGGAUAUAAGUAACGUGACUCUCAAUUGAGUUAUUUAAAUAUAUGAAGGAAUGAUAUUACUGUUUGCACUUGUGCGUUAUAGCAUCUUGAGAUUAUCUCAUCGCACGUGGAACGACUUUCGCACCUCGAAAGGGAAAGCGGAAUAUUCACGAUUCUAAAUCAAAAGUUUGCUAAGUAAGAAGAUAAGGAUCGUGUGUUUGUGUGCGAGAGACAUGUUCCUGUGACGUGCAGGGUGGAGGGCUGGGAGAGAAGGGAAUGUUUAAUCACGCGUUAAUGUACAAAAAUAGAGCACACUGCCAAGCAGGCGAACAUUUAAAGUUGCCGUUCGAGUAUAUUCGAUAUAAACUCAAUCUCAGUGGUGCAUUGAUAACAGUGGAGUUGUUAUCUCGCGAUGUUUCCAUCAUCGUGUCUGCAUCGUCGGAUCUCGAUGAAUAGCUUUGUACGUGAAAACUUGCGAAUGCUCUCUUAGUCCCAUUAUGUAAGAUAUAUUGUAUAUCUUUCGAUACUAUGUAUUAACGAAUGCGAAACCCAUAUAAAGUAUGCUGAUUGAACGUCGAA